AUGGCAUCCUUCUUUGCAUCCCUACCAUUUGUGCCUCACCCCAUAGCAACAAGAAGUAACAAUUACUUGAUUCUUCCAUCCUCACAAACACCAAAUCCACAAGCAUCUAAUAGCAAUGACAAUAACAAUGUUAAUCAACCUCCACAAUCACUUGAAAACCCAGCUGCCCUCAGUUCUUCUAACUCAGAGCAGCCACAAAUAAUUAGGCCAAUCAACAUGAAGAAAGCAACUGCAGACUCUACUGACUGGAUUGCCUCCGGUUUAACGAGGCGGUUCGGAAUCGGGGCGGGCCUAGCAUGGGUCGGUUUUCUUGCGGUUGGGGUCGUCUCCGAACAAAUCAAGACUCGGUUGGAAGUUUCGCAACAGGAAGCAGGCACAAGAGAUGUUGAGAAGGAAGAAGAGGUGAUUUUGCCUAAUGGCAUAAGGUAUUACGAGCUUAGAGUUGGGGGUGGGGCUUACCCAAGGCCAGGGGACUUGGUGGUGAUCAAUGUGAAGGGCAGCGUGCAAGGCGACCGAGUGUUUGUCGACACGUUUGGGAAUAAGCCGUUGGCUCUUGUAUUGGGUUCGAGGCCGUAUAGUAAAGGGAUUUGUGAAGGCGUAGAAUAUGUGUUGAGGAACAUGAAAGCUGGCGGGAAAAGGCAAGUGGUGGUCCCACCGAGUCUCGGAUUUGGGGAAGAAGGUGCGGAAUUUGGUGAAGGUUUGGAAAUUCCUCGACUGGCGACACUCGAGUAUGUAAUAGAGGUCGAAAAAGUUUCGAUUGCACCCGCUUGA
This is a messenger RNA of Striga hermonthica, 771 nucleotides long. Lineage: Eukaryota; Viridiplantae; Streptophyta; Magnoliopsida; Lamiales; Orobanchaceae. The record is from the annotation of a GenBank genome assembly.